AUGGACAUCACCGCCUUCGCCGUGGGCAAUCGCGAUGCCGCCCUGCUGAUCGCCGACUACAAUGCAUACCGCAAGCAGCUCUCGCGACAAUUGCUGGCCCUGCGCAAGCGUCUAGGCCGCUCCACCAACAAGGGCCAGAAGUACUCCAACAAGUCGACUGUCACUGCCGAAGACGUCGCUCAGAACCCUCAAACCGCUCAUCUCCUGCUUCUCAGCUGCGAACGCGCAUGGGCCCAUGCUAUGCACAUCAAGUCGAUCCACUCCGAGGACAACCAAGGAAAUGGCAUUACUGGAACCACUCGCUCUCACAUCAUCUCACGCUUCCACAAGGCCGCUCGCAUCGCUCAGAAUCUUACCGAUAUCCUCAAGGACCCAUCCACCUCCAAAACCACCCACCAGGAUUUGCUUGAAGCUGAAGCCUACCGAGCCUCCCUCUCUGGCGCCGAGCACUUUGAGAAACAGGCCGAGGGUCGCGUAAACACCGAGAACCCUUCAAGAUGGGACGUAUGCUUGCGCGAGUACUCUACUGCUCGCAUCAUUUACGCUACUCUCUUCGCCCAAGGAAACAAGGACCUCUUUCGCGAGAUCCUGGCCAGCGCCGUUGAUCCCGCUAUUCGCUAUGCCGCCUACCAAGCUCGCCUUCCUCGCUCUAUUCCCGUCUCUACGGUCGCACUGCGCUACUUCUCCAAAGACAACUCUACCCUGGUUAAUCUACUGCAACAACUCGACCCUAAUGCUCUGAGCGAGAUUACCACCGAGACCACUCCCCAGAACCUCGGCACAACCAACAUCCCUAACACGGUCGCUUGGCGAUCCAUGAAUGCCAACAUUGUAGACGCAUCGAUCGGGCAGGCUCUUGCAGCUGUCGCAUCUGCUGAGCCUCAGUUGAACUCAUACCUCAAGUCCAACCCCUCUGCCCCCGCUAGAGAUCGUGCCAGCGCAUAUGACGAGGUACUGAUCGCUAGUCAAGAUGCCGCAGAUGCCACACGAAGGGCCAUCGAGGAGUUGGAAAAGGAGAAGGUGGACGAGGGCGACAACAGAAUGCAAGAUCUGCGUGUUACCAGUCUUUCUGUCAACUACGCCCUUGUCAGCUGGCGCGUAGGCAGAAAUCGUGUUCUCAUCGGAUCUGAAGACGGUAGGCUGUUUGAAGAGAAGAAGCCCAAGUCAGGCAAACGUGCUCGUGAUCAGCACAAAUCGGAACCCAGAGGCAGUCAACUUGCUCGUCUUCGCGAGAGGGUUGUACUUUACGAUUCAACCAUCCAGAGCAUCGACUCGAUCAAGGAGCUCAGAGGUGCCAUGAGAGACGAGUCUUUCGUGCGCGAGGUUGAUGGCAAACGUGCAUACUUCCAAGCGCUUAGAUGUCUCAACAUCGCAAUCUCGCAUGCCCUCUUGUCCGAGCAUGUGAAUGCUCUUGCUCUUCUGGCCCGCGCAUUGGAACUCGCAAAGCAAUGCUCGAGCUCAAUACCCUCGACCUCAUCCGACUCGAGCUCUGCACCCACGCUCGAUAUCCACAAAUCUCAGGCCGACACUCUCCAAACGCAACUUCAGCAGCUUGUCUACAGACACCAAGCUCUGGUAGAUGUGCACAAAUUCCACGACAAUGCAUCCAUCGCCGCAGCAAAGCAUAUGUCUACUGCAGCUCCUCUUGUUCAACGGCUUAGCGACUUCCCCACACCCGGUGUUAAUGUCGAUCUCAAAAACCUGGUCUCAUAUCCUCCCAAGCUAGAGCCUAUCCCGGUCAAGCCAUUGUUCUUCGACGUUGCAUGGAAUUACAUCGACUAUCCGACAAGUGGCAAGCAAGCGGUAGAAGCAAAGGCUGCUGUGAGCAAUGUGAUAGCAGAUGAGAAGCCAAAGGAAGAGAAGAAAAAGGGUUGGUUCGGAUUCGGACGAUGA
Messenger RNA from Aureobasidium pullulans EXF-150, 1893 nucleotides. RefSeq lists its product as uncharacterized. Gene Ontology annotation, cellular component: signal recognition particle, endoplasmic reticulum targeting. Gene Ontology annotation, molecular function: endoplasmic reticulum signal sequence receptor activity; signal recognition particle binding; 7S RNA binding. Lineage: Eukaryota; Fungi; Ascomycota; Dothideomycetes; Dothideales; Saccotheciaceae. Bases 1 to 1893 code for a protein of 630 amino acids. The transcript is spliced from 3 exons. Gene Ontology annotation, biological process: SRP-dependent cotranslational protein targeting to membrane. The record is from RefSeq and is a predicted model, not a curated record.